UUGUGUCUCCCGCUCUUCCUUUGUCCUAGCCUUCAUUUUCUCUCCGCUUUCCCCUCGCCUUGUUUUAUGGCAUUUCCCUCCAGCUUGUGGGAAGCGCCGCCAUUGUGGGGAGGCGUUUGAGGAGGGCCGUCGUUUUCUUCUGGAGCCUUCCUACGUGCGUGCGAUUGCGCCUUCCCCAUCCCGGGUUUCGUGCACAGCCGCUCCUCUCCACCGCCGCCUCCUUUGUUAAAUACUCCAGCCUGAAUCGCAGAGCCCUGACAGCUUUCCACCCCCGGUUCGAUCUGGCAAAACUUGUUUUCAUAAACGUCCGACGCAGUCCUUCUCCAGACGCACUCGAGGCUUAGCUCGAGGUUUCCAGACGCACUCGAGGUUCAGUCAUUUUCUCUACACGGUGGUCUGCCAUCCUUGGUUCUUUCAGACAGAAGACAACACCGAAUGGAGUAGCCAAUCGUUCUCCCACGAUUGACAUCCCAAGCACGUUUCCUACAGAGUUAACCCCAUUAAAUUCAGAUAUGAAGGGGGUAUAAUAAGAUGAGGCCUUGACGCUAACAAGGAAUACCAGAACAUACAGUCUGAAACAUGUGUAGUGUUAUGCAAGUUGACAGUAGAAGAGUUGACAUGUUGAAGAUCCUGCGUAAAACAACAGAACGCUUAGAAUGCGAUCACUGCAAUUUCAGAGGCUCUGACUAUGAAAAUAUACAGAUACACAUGGGUACUAUCCAUCCUGAAUUUUGUGAUGAAAUGGAUACUGCAGGAUUGGGAAAACUUAUAUUUUACCAGAAAAGUGCAAAGUUGUUCCACUGCCAUAAAUGUUUUUUUACCAGCAAGAUGUAUUGCAAUGUUUAUUAUCACAUCACAGCACACCAUGCAGGGCCUGACAAAUGGAACGAAGAGCAGAAAGAUCUUUUAGACACGGAAACCCUAAAGAAGCCUAUCUGUGUGGAGCCUCAAAAGCCUUCUCUGUCACCUGAGUCUCAUAAAUCCACUGUGGCUCCAGAAUCUCAGAAAUCUCCUUCUGAACUCCUGAAGUCUGAUGCAGGGUUGCUUUCCAAGGUACAAAAGCCCACCCCAAUUGCAUCAGUGGAGCAACAGAAAGUUGCUCCUAUUGCUUGCCCAGAGCCACAGAAACCUACCUCUGUUGCAUCAGAGCUUCCAAAGCCAGAUCCACUUAAACCAAAUCCUUCUGUGACUCCAGAACCAUUGAAGCCUGCCUCAGUUGAGUCCCCAGAGCUACCCAAACUAGUCUCAGCUUUAUCCCCCGAGCCACAGAAACCUGCUACAGCUACAUAUAUCGAGCCACAAAAACCCCUUACUGUUGUGCAUCCGGAACUGCAUGUAUCUAUUCCAGAGUCAGAAAAAUCUACACUUGUAUCUUUGGAAUCACAAAAAGUCGUUCCACCUGUAUCUCCAGAGUCUCAAAAAUCUGUUCUACCUGCAUCUCCACCUGUGCCUGCAUCAGAACCACAGAAAUUUGUUCCGGCUGUGUCUCCUGAGCCCCGCAGGCAUUCUCCAGCUGUGUCUCCCGAGCCCCGCAGGCAUUCUCCAGCUGUGUCUCCCGAGCCCCGCAGGCAUUCUCCAGCUCUUUCUCCUGAGCUAAAGAAAUCUACUUCUUUGUCCUCAGAAACUCGCAGGCAUAUUCCUCAAAUGCGAAGGCCUGCCUCAGCACUUUCCCCCGAACCACGAAAACCUGAGCCACCACUCUCCCCAGAUCCCUGGAGAUCUACCCCCAGUAUUGCUCCAGAGCCCUGGAGGACUACUACUAGUAUUUCUCAUGAGCAGCAGAAGUCUAUUACUGUAUCACCUUGGUCCCCCAAGCCUCCCACAUCUAUGCCACUUGAGCCUAGGAGACCUGCCUCAGAACCACGAAGGCCAGGCACAAUGAUGUCCCCAGAGCCUUGGAAAUCUACCUCCUUACCAGAAUCUCAGAAAUCUAGUCUUGCUUCCUCAGAGCCCUGGAAACCCAUUUCUUCUGUUUAUCCCGAAGGCUGGAAACCUGUUUUGUCUCCUGAAACCUGGAGGCCAUCACCAUCAGUACCACCCCCUGCACCCCCUCCCCCUCCCCCUCCUCCGCCACUUCCUUCUAUGUCAACAGAGCUUAGAAAAACUGGCCCUCCUAUGUCCUCUGAACUUUGGAAAUCAUCUUUCUUUCCUGAGCAACGUAAGCCAGCUCCUUCUGUGUCUCCUGAUCCAUGGAAAUUUUCUUCAGAUUCCCGAAAAUCUCCUUUCUUUUCAGAAACUCAGAAACCUACCCCAUUUGGUUCCUCUGAAUUGCAAAAGCGUGCUUUGAUUUCUGAGUCUAGAAAACGGACACUGUUUCCUGAGCCUAAAAAACCUGUUCCUCCUGUGUCUGCUGAGGUACAGAAGCGAUCAUUCUUCCAUGAAACUCAUAUAUCUUUUCCUGAAGUACAAAAACAUGCUCUCUUUUCUGAAUCUCAUAGAUCUACUCCUGUUUCUCCUGAAGCUCCCAAGCAUGCCUAUUUUCCAGAGCCUCAGAAACAUGUUGCUGUUUCUCCUGAAAUUCAAGACCAUGUUUCCUUUUCAGAACCUCAGAAAACAGCUGUUCUUUCUCAUGAAGUGCUGAAGUCUCCUACAAUUUCUCCAGAAAUCCAGAAACAUGCAAAUUUUGCUGAACUUCAGAAGCCACCACCUGGCUCCCCUGAGAAACAAAGGCAAGGUUUCUUUGCUGAGCCUUCAAAACACUCCCUUUCACCUGAACUUCAGAAAACUGCUCCCUCUGAUCAAAAGCAAGUCUUCACUUCUGAUGUCCACAAAUCAGUGGAAACAUCAGGCAUGGAAGUCCACAAAACUGCUGUCUCUGACUUCAGCCAACCUGCUGUCCCUGUUUUUUCAGACUUGCAGGCAUGUACUGAACCUGGUAGUAAAGAUUUCUUUACUGAGCAUCCAGAAAGUGAGAAUCCAUUCAGUAGUCUAUUAGCUCCAAAAGAACAGUCUGUACAGGUCAAGGAGCCUACAGAAGAAGUUUUAUAUUCUUGUCCAAAGAAGAAACCCAAGAAGGAAAAUCAGGAGACAUCUAAUAUAGACCUAAAUAGCAGUGAAAGUGGAAAUACUGAGAUGGAAACAUCGGAAGUAAAAGAACAAGAAUCUAUCAGUGAUCAAGAACAAUUUGAUACAGAAUCUUCUGAUCACAAUAAAGAGACUAAAAUUGAUAUAGGCUCUCCUACUCAGCCUCAGUGUAUGUUGCAGUUCACAGAAGAGAAGGAAGCUUUUAUCUCAGAGGAAGAGAUUGCAAAGUAUAUGAAACGCGGCAAAGGCAAAUAUUACUGCAAAAUUUGUUGCUGUCGGGCUAUGAAAAAAGGUGCUGUUUUGCAUCACUUGGUUAACAAGCAUAAUGUCCACAGUCCAUACAAGUGUGACAUAUGUGGAAAGGCUUUUCUCUUGGAAUCUCACCUUAAAAACCAUGUUGCAGCACAUGGUCAGAGUUUGCUUAAAUGUCCCCGUUGCAGCUUUGAGUCAAAUUUUCCUAGAGGAUUUAAGAAACAUUUAACCCAUUGCCAAAACCGUCAUAAUGAAGAGGCCAAUAGAAAGCAAGUGGAUGCUAGUAUUGAUCAAUCUAGUCAGAGCCAGUCCAGUGAAGAUGCCAAUAAAACACCAGUGGAUGGCACUGAACCAUUGAAUGACCUGCUUACUGAAUCACUUACUGAAACACAAACUUAGUGACACUUGGAAGUUCAGAAAAGACCAAAUGUAUUACAUUGUAGUCAGUGUUUUAACUAAAAUGGGUUUGUGUGUACGUAUGUGUGUAUAUAAUACACACAAUUGUUAGAAUGUCACAAUAAACUUGAUAGCCACAAUCCAGUGCAGAGUUAAGUCCACUAAAGCUGUUCAUUUAAAUAGAUUCUAGUAUGCUUAGCUGUAUUAGAUUGUGGCAAUUGUAAUUUUAAUUUGCAGAUAUAGUAGUUUGGUACAUGACUACCAAAUUAAUCUAGUACUUGAUUGUCCAAGGUCUUUUUGGCUUGCAGCUGUCCAAGAUCUUUUUUUAACAAAAAGGGCAAAUUAAGGCAUUAAAAAACUGCAGUAAAUAACUAGACAGGCAGAAGUCUGCAACUAGUCAACCACUUAAACUGUAUAAUCCCAAUUUUAUAUUAGACGAAACAUCUGAUGUUGGAAACUAUCACCAGAUGAAAAUAUCUUUGAAUAUUGCAUGGAAUAUAUAGUUGUUCAUCUGAAAUUGUAAGUUCAAUUCAUAUAUAUAUAGAGAGAGAGAGGAGAGAGAGAGAGAGAGACAGGGAGAGAGAAGGGAGGGAGAGCAGGAGGGAGGGAUGGAAGGAGGAAAAAGUAUGGUUCCCACCUCAGUGGAUUGCUUGUUUAGAUUUUCAAGUAGUUGUGCUUGUCUCACCAAAUUUGAAGCAUGCUUAGGUGUGAAAAAACUGUGCUGCAACUUAUGAUCCGCCAGAUGUUUUUAGUUCACAGUUCCCAUCAGCCUUAUUCAACAUAACCAGUGAUGAGAUACCUAGUGGGAGUUGCAGAUCAAAAUAAUUGGAAGUUUCCUACUCCUAAGCUAAGAUGAUGUCAAACGUAUUGGAAAUGCAUAUGUGCUGCCUUGUAUGAUUGCCCUUCAUAUUAGUGAGAACAUAUUAAGGAAUGUUUUCUAUUCUUUUAACAAUAAAAGUCAAUCGUAUAUUUAGAAUUGUCAAUGUAUGUGUUAUAUAAUAUUUAAUCAGCUUAUAUUUCACUUACUGAAAUUAAUAAUUUUCUGUUUAUUCACUAAUAUAGAAAAAUAAUUUUAUUUACAAUAAGUGUUCUAUUUCAUUCAUAUCAAAUCUAAUUGCAUAAAUCAUUCUUGGAUCCAGAAUCCUGAUUUAUGCAUUAUGCAUGCACAUACCUGAUGCACCUGCCCUUCAUGAGCGCUCAGCUUAGAUGUCAGUGGAAUGGUGUAAGAACCAUUCUGGUUGUACAUAAAUUGGCUCAGAAUAUUUGCCUUUCCAUAGAGACUUGCAUUCUGUAAGUAUAGUAAAAAAGCUGGAACCUGGAUAUGUUGUGUUUUGAGAUCUGGAAGUAGCACAUUGCAACCUUCUUACCCUCUUUGAUUUAUGGUACCAAAGUUGCAAGAUAUGUUGCUGUACUGUGCUAGUUCUAGAGGUGCUUUUCUACUCAUGGAAGGAAUCUUCCACAUGAGAGAAUUGUUUUAUACUUUGCACUAGAGCAUUGUGUAAGAAAAAUAAAUCAAGAUCAAGAGACUGUUCUUACUGAACAAGCAAACAGAAGCUAUGAGAGUACUGGGUACAUUCUUCAGUGUUUAUGGUUAAGUGCCUUCCAUUCAUAGCUAUGUGCAAAUUACUGCAACUAAUAGCCACUCAUAGCUCUCUGGUUCUGGCCCUAUACCCUGUUUUGUCAUUUGAAACUUGGAACGCCCGGUGUCAGGCAAUGAUGAAGCUCUGAAACAUUAGCAGAAGCCAGCCAAAGAUAAGCAUUUUUAAUUCUAUUGAAAUCAUAGCUAUGUGUGCCUCUGUGAAACUGGAAACUUCUAGUUUGUAGUAUACAGAUGGCUCCAUACAUGAUGGGUAUCUGUGCGUGGCCAGAGGUUUCUUCGAAGUUUUCAUGACAGAUGCUUGCAUUGCUUGAAAAAACAAGUCAGUUGUUUACUUAAAUUGUAGUGCAAAUCUUCAGCAGUACUGUACAAUCCUAUACUGAAGCUGUAUUUGAAGAGUCAUUUUAGCUGCUUGUAUAUCAUUGCUAAAUUUCUAGCUGUUAUAAAACAUGUUUUUCUAAGCUAUAACAAAUCCGAGGAGAAGCCCGAGUCUGUUACAUUCAGAAUAAUUAAAUUGGAUUUUAGCUAAAUGAGAAGAGAAACAAUUGUCUGUGUAUAAACAUAUUUAUACAAUUUGAAUUUUCAGAGAGAUCAUAAUGACUCCUAGAACAGUAACACCUGAUCUGCAUUUUGUACUCAUCAUUGAUUCAACAUGCUCAAGGACUGGAUUUUUCCAUUAUUGUGGUAUAAUGUUAGUGAAUUGUAUUAGUGUACAGUACUUUUGAGAAAUGAGAUAUUACAAAGAGAAUGAAAAUUAAAUGGUAUUCUAAUAAGUA
This is a messenger RNA of Varanus komodoensis (Komodo dragon), 6045 nucleotides long. It is a transcript of the gene CHAMP1, whose product is annotated as chromosome alignment maintaining phosphoprotein 1. Bases 580 to 3675 code for a protein of 1031 amino acids. The transcript is spliced from 3 exons. NCBI's taxonomy places the organism in Eukaryota, Metazoa, Chordata, Lepidosauria, Squamata, Varanidae. Gene Ontology annotation, biological process: attachment of mitotic spindle microtubules to kinetochore. The record is from RefSeq and is a predicted model, not a curated record.